AUGACCCAAAUGUCUGCCAUUCCAGAUUUUUAUUACUUCUGCUUCGCCGCUUAUGAGCCCUUCUUAACGACGAUAGGCUUUCUGGGCACAUGCGCCGAUCCAACCAGUGCACACAACUCACAAGCGCCUUGGCCUAUAGGCGCACUCCCUUUUAAUGUUCUUCCAAGAGCAACUCUUGUGACAACGUUGCAGCUGGCACAUGUUUGUGCCCUCAUCGGCAUCAUCAACUGCUUCGUUUUGACGGCUGCCCGAAAACACUUGCAGGAUAAUCCUGCUCUCCAGGAGAAGAUUGUCUUCUCCUUGUUAACACCACUCCUUUUUGGCGACCUCUUUCAUCUUAUUAUUACUCUCUGGGCUUUGGGUGACCAAAAGUGGGAUUUUUGGAAUUGGAGUCCUAUGUUGUGGACAACUGUUAUCCUGGGAUUAUCAUUGAUGAUACCCCGCAUAGCCUGGCAUUUAGGUAUUGCGCGGUAUGUCGACAAGAGGGACGGUCUCUCACAAGAGGCCGCUACAAAGAAGUUGAAGGACCUUUCUAAGUAA
Molecule: messenger RNA, 540 nt
Organism: Laccaria bicolor S238N-H82
Lineage: Eukaryota; Fungi; Basidiomycota; Agaricomycetes; Agaricales; Hydnangiaceae
Exons: 3
Coding region: 1-540 (179 amino acids)
Source: RefSeq, a predicted model, not a curated record